CCUUGCUUGCAGAUACACAACACUCCGUUUGAAUUCAUAAUUUAUCAUGUCGCGCAUCCAUCAAGCUUACUUUGACCAUCUAGUUGCUAUCCACAACCACCUGCGCCAUGAGCUCAAGAGUUGUUUGCGUACAUUGCCCACAGUGAGCCAACCGGCCUCAGUUAGAAAUUCUCUCCGAAACGUCCUUCAGUUCUGUCGUCAUCUCCAGGGCCAUCAUGACUUGGAAGAACAGAUCAUUUUUCCAGUCUUUGCUGCUGUAACUGACAUAUCUCAUUGGAGUCAUUCACAUGAGGAGCUUGAACAUACAUUAGGGAAGAUCCGGGAGAUGGCACAGAAGGGUUUAGAUCAAGAUGGCAAGGGCUUUUCUACAGAUCAGAGAGAGAAUAUUGUGGACGAGAUGCAAAAGCUGUCAGAUAUUGUCCUCCCACAUCUCUCGGAUGAAGAGCACUUGAGUCAUCCGGAUGAGACCAUUAAGCUUUGGCCUACUGAGCGAGAACUCCAGCGAGCGUUUCCUUGGAUGAACUAGAAUAUAAGAUGAUUUCAAUAGGCCUAUUCGCUUGAUUAUAUCUCACCUUGGUGUAACAUAUCGCUUAUAGCUUUCUACACUUUUAGUUAAAAUGACAGUUAUAUUAAACACAUUCUUUAUGUAUAGAGACAACUAGCUGGCUGGAGCUGAGCCAACGUUCAUGUUCAUGUUAUAACAGCUUGGCUAUCUGGAGAUAUGGCUGGGGUCAGGAUGGGUGCCUCUGAAUCGAAACACAUCACCUCCAUCGCUGUCCGGCCAUUCUUCUGCAUGCACAUUACGACACGUUCCUCACAUAUCGAUACCCUCCAAAUCGCUGCAUCUGUUUUGGUCAGCAAACGAAUGAACUUGCCAGUCUGGCGGUCCCAGAGCUUGACGGCGCCAUCAUUCC
Messenger RNA from Lobosporangium transversale, 914 nucleotides. RefSeq lists its product as hypothetical. The transcript has a single exon. The record is from RefSeq and is a predicted model, not a curated record. The coding region runs from base 47 to 526 and encodes 159 amino acids. NCBI's taxonomy places the organism in Eukaryota, Fungi, Mortierellomycota, Mortierellomycetes, Mortierellales, Mortierellaceae.